This is a messenger RNA of Aquila chrysaetos chrysaetos, 1998 nucleotides long. Its product is annotated as aldehyde dehydrogenase family 3 member B1-like. NCBI's taxonomy places the organism in Eukaryota, Metazoa, Chordata, Aves, Accipitriformes, Accipitridae. The record is from RefSeq and is a predicted model, not a curated record. Gene Ontology annotation, molecular function: aldehyde dehydrogenase (NAD+) activity. The transcript has 9 exons. Gene Ontology annotation, biological process: aldehyde metabolic process. Gene Ontology annotation, cellular component: cytoplasm. Bases 396 to 1958 code for a protein of 520 amino acids.
CCCUGUGCCCCACAUCUCCCUCGCCAGCUCUACGUUUUCCAGCCAUACCUGAUGCCAGCAGCCUCCUGCCCCAUUGCUGCUGGCCCCACCACAGCAGAGGGGUGGAAGGACUGGUGGGGUGCUCCGGGGGGGAUGCCGGUGGUCACCUCCUGCUGCCCAAUGUCCCUCCUUGGGGACUCUUCCCCCCUCCCGCCCCGAGGAGGUCCACACCAACAUUCUCCUCCCAAACCCUUGAGCUGGGAUAGUCUCAAGUUUUCUCCGCCCCAUGCCCCGCAAUUCACCCUCCCUUAUCUCCCACGGGGCUGGAAAUACCAGACAGAGACCUUGGAGCGAGCACAGGCAGCUGAACCCAGAGGAGAGGGAGAGCAGGGUGGUGCUCAGAGCCUCCCCUCGGGAUGAGUCCCCACGCGGAGCUGGUGAGCCGCCUGCGGGCAGCCUGGCUCUCGGGGAAGACGCGGCCCAUGGAGUACCGCGUGGCUCAGCUGGAGGCCCUGGGACGCUUCUUGGAUGAGAAGCAGCAGGACAUCCUGGAGGCCACCGCCGCAGACAUGCGCAAGCCGCCCUUUGAAGUGGAGGUCUCCGAGCUCUCCAUUUGCAGGAGCGAGCUCAACCACACGCUCAACAACCUGGGCGCCUGGAUGAAGGACAAGCAUGUGGAGAAGAACUGGGCAACGCAACUGGACUCAGCCUUCAUCCGCAAGGACCCCUACGGGGUGGUGCUCAUCAUCGGGCCCUGGAACUACCCCAUCAACCUCCUCCUGGUGCCCCUCAUCGGGGCCAUCGCUGCUGGUAACUGCGUUGUCAUGAAACCCUCUGAAAUCACCAGGAACGUGGAAAGAUUAGUGGCUGAGACGCUGCCCAGGUACCUGGAUGAGGUAGGAGUGCCCUCGGCUGCAGCCACCUCCCUCUCCAGGGACACCUGCCCCUCUGUGUCCCCAACCUGCUCGGCCAAACCACGUCCCCCCCCAUGUCACCCUGCUCCUGCCCGCCUCUGGUACCCCGCUCCCCACCUCCUUGCUGUGUCACAGGACUGCUUUGCCGUGGUGACCGCCGGCGUGGAGGAGACCACCAGACUGCUGGAGAAUAAGUUUGACUAUAUUUUUUUCACCGGCAGCCCCUCCGUGGGGAGGAUCGUGAUGACAGCCGCUGCCAAGCACCUGACGCCCGUGACGCUGGAGCUGGGGGGCAAGAACCCCUGCUACGUGUCCGACUCCUGCAACGUGCAGAACGUGGCCCGGCGGGUGGCCUGGGGCCGCUUUUUUAACGCGGGGCAGACCUGCGUGGCACCCGACUACGUGCUGUGCAGUGCGGAAAUGCAGGAGAAACUGCUGCCCGCUCUGCGCGAGGCCAUCACCGAGUUUUACGGCCCCAACCCUCGGGAGUCCCCCGACUUUGGCCGCAUCGUGGGGGACAGGCAGUUCCAGCGGGUGCAGGCACUGCUGCACAGCGGGCACACGGCCAUUGGAGGACAGACGGACGCAGAGGAGCGCUACAUCGCCCCCACAGUGCUGGUGGAGGUGCAGCAGAAUGACCCCGUCAUGCAGGAGGAAAUCUUUGGGCCCAUCCUGCCCAUCCUCACGGUGGACAGCGUGGACGACGCCAUCGCCUUCAUCAACGCCCGAGAGCGGCCGUUGGUCCUCUAUGUCUUCUCCUCCCGCAAGGAGGUGGUGAACCGGGUGCUGGAGCGGACGAGCAGCGGCGGCUUCUGCGCCAACGACACCAUCAUGCACAUGACGAUCCCCUCACUACCCUUCGGCGGCAUCGGGCAGAGCGGCCUAGGCAGUUACCACGGUCGUUCCAGCUUCGAAACCUUCUCGCACCAGCGGUCCGCGCUGCUUCGCGGGGCCGGCCGGGAGACCCUCAACACCCCACGUUACCCGCCCUACGCCCCGCAUCGCCUCCCGCUGCUCCGCGCCGCCACCGAGACCAAGCGCCGAGCCACCUGCCUCCUCCUCUGAGCCCCGCCGCCGCCAUCAUAAACACUCCUUUCCACUUCUA